Messenger RNA from Paramecium tetraurelia, 1842 nucleotides. RefSeq lists its product as uncharacterized. NCBI's taxonomy places the organism in Eukaryota, Ciliophora, Oligohymenophorea, Peniculida, Parameciidae. Gene Ontology annotation, biological process: regulation of transcription by RNA polymerase II. Gene Ontology annotation, molecular function: RNA polymerase II cis-regulatory region sequence-specific DNA binding. The transcript has 5 exons. The record is from RefSeq and is a predicted model, not a curated record. Gene Ontology annotation, cellular component: NURF complex.
AUGAGGCCAAUUUCAUCUGCUCUAAAAUUAAAAACUAAUGAUAGUUAAGAAAAACGACUGAGGAGUGCAGUCUAAUUCAAAUUAGUAGACUCUUAAAAAUUAAAGAAUGUACUUAUAAAGCAAUCACAAAAUUCCUAAUAGUCGUUAUCACAACAAUCGAGAUUACAGAGUGGAACAACCUACAACACAACUCAACGAACUGGAUAUUCUACACACAGAAUGAAUGAAGCAGAAUAUGAUUCAGGUUCUAGCUCUGCUUUUAGAGGUCAAAUUAAAAUGAGAUCAACUUUUCAUUCAAGCAGAAACAAUCUUAUCAGAAGAGUGGACUCCCAAUUUAGUUUAGACAACAAACACGACUCAUCGCCACAAGAAACCAAUAGAACUGCAAUACCAGCACCAAAAAAUAGACUCUUUCAAUAGGGCAGCAGAUCUCAAUAGAAACAAUUGAUUGUUACCUAAGAAAACAUUGACUCUAAUGAAGUGAAAAGGAGAAUGAAAUUCGAUCCUUAAGUCAAACAAUAAGUCAUCUAUUUUAAAAUAUUGAAUAUAUCUAAUAUCGGAUUAAAAAAUUAUCUAUUUUACCUUUACAAGUAACAAAAACAUUUGAUGGAUUUGGUCAAAUCCAAAGCUGAAACUUAACUAAUUGAUUUCUCAUAACAAAUUUUAACAUUCUCCAUAGGAACCUUAUCUCCAAUUGCACUAAUUGAAACCCUUACUUUCGCUGCCUCUAUGCUGGAAUUAACAUCAUAACUUGACUGGGCCAUCUUUUAUCAUAAUUAAAGCAGAAUUAUGGCUAAUUAUGCAAAAUAAACAAUGGAUAAAUACAAAAUGAAAUCUUUGAUUGGACUAGGAAAUUGUUCAAUCAAAAUGCAACAAUAUGAGAUCGGAAUCAAGUUCUUUAAGAAAUGUCUACAAUAUUCGUGGUUAAACAAUGACUUAGAUUAUGAAAAUGAAGUUUACACAAAACUCGGUGUUUGUUAUUAUUAUCUUGGAGACAUCGAAAAAGUAUAACUUUUAUUUAUCAAGUCUAAAUAUUAUCAUGAAAGAGCCAUUACUUAUGACUAUGAAAUUGAGACUUCUCCCUUGCGUUAAAUGAGUUCAGAUACACUCAAAGUCUUCUUAAAUAAAAAUUUCAACAGAAAUUAUGCUGAAUCCAUAAAUACUCCUCUCCUGAAUCGAUUAAAUCUACCUCUUCCUCAAGAUAUUUUGUCAAUCUCGUAAUAAGAAAUAUAGAAUGAAUCUCUCACGAUGAUCAAUCCUAGAAUCUUUAAUGAAUCCAAGGCCUCGUCGACAAGAAGAAGCUCCAUCUUUGAAACUAAUCCUCAUAUUAAAUUGUUCUCCACAAUGUAAGUCGAUGGACUAAGAAUUCAAUAAGAGAUUUUAUCAACUCAAGAAUUUGAAGUAGAAGUUUAUACUCCUAAACAUUCAUUUAAGUCGGAAAGCAAGUGCUUUGAUUUUAUAAGAAAUAAAAAAAUACAUCCUUAGGAUAUUUUUCAUGAUAUCAAAUACAAAACUAAUCCUUUCAUUUUGUAAGAUCUUGGAGUGAUAAAAGGCUAAAAUGAUGAAAAUCCUAUUGAAAACCCUCAGAUAUAUAAAUUACCUUUGGAUCAACAGAUUGAUAUUAGACUGAAAAAGAAGAUAUAUGUGGACAUACAAACAAAGUUAAAGAAAUUGAUGGAUUACAAAUAUCAUACUAAAACAUAAAUGAGGAAUAAAAUUCUGAUUACACACAAAAAUGUUGAGAAUGAAAAAAGACAUCAUGCAGCAGAUUAAGUUAAAGUUCUUGAAAAUGUAUCAAAAAAUUUUGUAAAUCUUAUUGAAAAUUUGAUUAAUUUACAAUGA